CCCUUAACCACGAUUUCCUUUUCUCAUUCCCGAUCAAACCAGAUAGAGAUCUUCGUCGAACAACUUCACGAUUCACGAACUCUGUGAUAAUAAAGCUAUCAAAUUUCGAAGAACGAUAAAUUAAAAUGGUUUGAGAUGCCUUUUAAUGUGUGGUGUGGAGGAUGCAAUUCUAUGAUUGCAAAGGGUGUCCGCUUCAAUGCAGAGAAAAAGCAAGUUGGGAAUUACUACUCCACAAAGAUAUGGAGCUUUACCAUGAAGUCUGCAUGCUGUAAACAUGAGAUCAUCAUCCAGACGGAUCCAAAGAACUGUGAGUAUGUGAUCAUCAGUGGUCCCAACUUAGAAGUCAAAAGAAAAGAGUUGCUGAAGAAGAGACUGCUUCCAGGAAAAGGGGCCUUGGCAUUCGACUGCUUCCGGCUUCAGAGCAAGAUGCUGUCACUGCAGCAAAGCUGCGUCCAUCUUCCCAGGAUUAUCUGUAUCUUGCAUGUCUGAUAAUAGAAGGCUGGAGCUAGAGUCUAAAAGAAGAAGAAUUUCUGCAAGCGAAGCUUCUAGCCUACUGGCUGGGGGAUAUAAGCCAUCAUCAUGGUCAGGAGCUUCAAUGAAUGUAAGACAUUAGAAAACAGAAAAAUGUCAGAGUUGGUCGCUCACCAGUGAUUUUGACUUCAGGCCUAGCGGAUUGGCAUUGGAGCUUGUACAUAGAAAAUGCUUAUUAAGUUACUUGUUUUAGGAGCUUAAGAUGAAAGUAUGGCAUUUUGUGAUAAUUAUAUAUUCUAUAGUGUAAGCCAUAUAUAGAAUGAGUGAUGGAAGUAGUUAAUUUUUUGAAUUCUUGGUUAGUUGUUGUGUAUAAAAAUGAAACACCAAAGAAAAA
Molecule: messenger RNA, 865 nt
Organism: Gastrolobium bilobum
Lineage: Eukaryota; Viridiplantae; Streptophyta; Magnoliopsida; Fabales; Fabaceae
Product: protein saf4-like
Exons: 4
Coding region: 136-489 (117 amino acids)
Biological process (GO): mRNA splicing, via spliceosome
Cellular component (GO): U2-type spliceosomal complex; post-mRNA release spliceosomal complex
Source: RefSeq, a predicted model, not a curated record